AUGUUUUGCUGUGGUAGGAAUGGGAAUUAGUAGAAUUAGAGGAAUAGGAUGACAAGAUUCCGUUUUUCAGCAGAAGAGGUUUAAGAAUUACAAAGAAGAUUUUAGAGAAUGGCUAAUGGAUCUAAUUAUUUAACAAAAAAUCAAUUUAGAGAAAACAUGGGAUUACUUGGACUUGAAACAGUUUAAGUAUUGAGUGAUUGUUUAUUUCAAAUAAUUGAUGAAGAUCAGGAUGGUAAAAUAUAGUUUAAUGAAUUUCUUGCUUAUUUCGAUAAAAUCACUUAUGGUUCUUAAGAUGAAAAGGCUGAGAUAUCAUACAAAUUAAUUGAUUAAAAUAGAAAAGGUUAUUUCACAUUAAGAGAUUUCUAAUUGACGAUGUAGGCUUUGAUUGAUUCUUGGGUUGUUAUGACAGGAACUGCGAUAACAAAUGAGAUAAGAGAUCACUUAGAAAAAAGAGUUGCAUACAUAUUCACAUAAAUGGACAAGAAUAAUGAUGAGAAAGUCUCAUUUACUGAAUACAAAGGAAUUUUAACCAGUGAUCCAACCUUGCUCGAUAUAUUCGAAUUCUUGAGGAAAGGGAUAACUAUCUCUAUUAAAGAAGCAACCUUAAAAUAAGAUUAGAUAGUUCUGAGUGAGUUUUACUUAAUCAAGGAUUAAGCAGUAAGCUUGUUUGAAACAAUGAUAGGGUUGAGGCAAAAACGAUGUUCUGUAACUUUGUAACCCAAACCAAAUUUGAUUUAGAGUUUAAUAUUGUGCUAGAAGAAAAUGAAAACAAAUAUAAAUAGUCAGUUCGGAAUUCAAUAUUUGAUGGGGGAUGAAGUUGAUGCUCUAUCCUUGAGGAUGUCGAGUACUAUGAAUGCGAAUAAGGGUCGCCAAUAAGGAGUUCAAACUAGUGAAAUUAUUCAAGGCAAUAGUCAACUUGGCCCUUAUAUUCAUAGGGGAGAUUAAGAGAUACCCAUAAAAAUAGAUUACAUUAUAAAAUCAAAAGAGAGCGAGGAAACCUUGGAUCCAGAAUUGACUGAUGGAUUAGAAAAGAUUAAUUACAUGGCAGAAGAUUAAAUAAGAGAUAAUUAUAAAGAAGCUUUAAUUAAGAUUCAUGAAUUAAAAUAGCAAACUUAACAAUCUUUGGAUAGAUUAGAAAAAAUGUAUUAGAAGAAAUUAGAAGAAUUCAGUAUCAAUAAGAAGAGAGAUCAAGAAAUUGCUGAAAAAAGAAGAGCCACAAUAGCAAAUAUAAAUAAAAAGAGAAAAACAGCUCUGUCUGUUUAAUUUGGUCAUCAGAAUUGGAAUCUUGUAUUAAAUAUGAUGAUUGGAAUAUAAAUGGCUGUGAAAUCAGUCAAUGCCUUAAGUGAUUAUGAAGUUGCAUUAAAGGACUUUAAAUUAAAGUACUAUUUUGAACUCAUGCCAAAAAGAACAGGUAAUGAAAAAACCACUUUUAAAGUUUGUAAGUUCUUUGAUUAUGCUCCUUAAGUAUUUAAUCACAUUAGGAAAAUGUUUUUUAUUGAUAAUGAUAAUUAUUUGAGUAGCAUUGGACCUGAAACAUUAUUAUCAAGCAUCUUAAAAGGAGAUCUAAGUACACUAUCAGAAUUAACGUCUACUGGGAAAAGUGGAAGCUUUUUCUAUUAUUCUUAGGAUGGCAUUUAUACAUUGAAAACUAUUUCAAAAACAGAAUUCACAUUUAUGAGACAUAUCUUAUAUAAUUAUUACAAACAUCUAAAAGAUCACAGAUAAUCCUUAAUAAUAAAAUUGUUUGGAAUGCACAAAAUCAUAUUGGAUGAUAAAAAAAUACAUUUUGUCAUUAUGAGUAAUGUGUUCAAAACAUCUCAUGAAAUCAAUGUAAGGUAUGAUAUUAAAGGGAGUCUUCAUUAAAGAAAAACUCCUAAUAAUGCAGAUUAUACUGUUGCUAGAAAGGAUCUAAAUUUCUUAGAAUCUCAUGAGAAAAUUAAUAUUAAAAUUGAUAAGCAAAGUGAAUUACUCAAAUAACUAUGCAAGGAUGCAGACUUUUUUGCCUAAAAUAAUAUUAUUGAUUAUAGUUUACUCUUGGGUAUUCAUGAAAUUAAUUUUCUUCAAACUACUGCAAGAACAGAGAUCUCCCAAGAACUAGAAUCAGAAGAUAUUUCUAUAAUUCAAUCGAAAACUGGUGAUAAAAUUUAUUUCUUUGGAAUUAUUGAUAUAUUGACAAAUUUUAACACUAAAAAGAAAAUUGAGUACUGUUGUAAAAGAUGCUUUUAAGGCCCUGACAUAUCAGCGAUACCUCCUCAUCAAUAUGCUGAAAGAUUUAAGAGAUUCGUAACUAAUAUGUUUAGAAACAAUGUUUGA
Molecule: messenger RNA, 2313 nt
Organism: Paramecium tetraurelia
Lineage: Eukaryota; Ciliophora; Oligohymenophorea; Peniculida; Parameciidae
Exons: 4
Biological process (GO): phosphatidylinositol metabolic process
Molecular function (GO): calcium ion binding; phosphatidylinositol kinase activity
Source: RefSeq, a predicted model, not a curated record